AGUAUUUUAUAAUCACAUUUGACCCCCAAUUUGAUGAAAGCUUCAAAUAUUUUAUCUUCUUUCAGGAGUUAGCUGUUUGAGAAGUAUAUUUGUUGAUGGAUCAAAACCCUAGUUGUUCCAAAGCAGACAGAAAGACUAUAGAGAAAAACAGAAGAAAUCAAAUGAAGUCUCUAUAUUCUCAGCUCAGUUCUCUACUGCCCCAUCAAAAUUCUAGGGAAGUAGUAUCUCUACCAGAUCAGCUAGGAGAAGCUACUAAUUACAUAAAAAGUCUGCAGAUUGAUUUGGAGAAAAUGAAUCAGAAGAAGGAUCGCCUUACUGGCUUGGGAAAUUGCAGUAGCUCAACGAUGGGGGAACUGAAAUUGCCACACGUUGAGAUUCAUGUAUCGGGUUCAGCUGUGGAGGUUGCUUUAAUAACUGGUUUGGAUUGUCAAUUCAUGUUCAGUGAAAUUAUUCGAAUGUUUCAUGAAGAAGGUGCUGAGGUCAUCAAUGCCAGUUUUUCUAUCCAAGAUGAUACCAUUUUCCACACAAUACAUUCAAAGCUUGAAGAGACAUCUGCACCAGAAGAUGAAGCUUCAAAGAUAUCGGAGAUGCUAAAGAAGUUUGUGUACAGCAGUGUUAAUUAAUCCAAUGUUUUAUCUGCUGAUUUAAUUUCUAGUUUCUGCUUAAUUUCGUGAAAGAUCAAGUCCUCGAUUUAGUAAGAGAUCCAAGCACAUCAAAUGAGUAAUUAAUUGACUUCUUCAGUUUCUGAA
Messenger RNA from Olea europaea var. sylvestris, 749 nucleotides. RefSeq names its product transcription factor bHLH162-like. Bases 96 to 623 code for a protein of 175 amino acids. Gene Ontology annotation, cellular component: RNA polymerase II transcription regulator complex. Gene Ontology annotation, molecular function: DNA-binding transcription factor activity, RNA polymerase II-specific; protein dimerization activity; RNA polymerase II transcription regulatory region sequence-specific DNA binding. Gene Ontology annotation, biological process: regulation of transcription by RNA polymerase II. NCBI's taxonomy places the organism in Eukaryota, Viridiplantae, Streptophyta, Magnoliopsida, Lamiales, Oleaceae. The transcript has 3 exons. The record is from RefSeq and is a predicted model, not a curated record.